Molecule: messenger RNA, 2781 nt
Organism: Plasmodium fragile
Lineage: Eukaryota; Apicomplexa; Aconoidasida; Haemosporida; Plasmodiidae
Exons: 2
Coding region: 1-2781 (926 amino acids)
Source: RefSeq, a predicted model, not a curated record
AUGAAAAAUUCUGCCCUGUGGCGCAUCGCGGUCGCCCUGCUGCUGCCAUGCCUGGUGUCUCGAACGAGAUGCUACGUGAAUAACGACGUGGUUAAGUUCGGGGAGGAAAAUUCUUUGAAUUGCCCCGAGGGAAGUCUGUACAUCCUGCACUGUGAAGUCCAAUGUAUGAACGCGAAGAAGCGAAUCAUCCACAGGAGUUGUAUGGCUGAGGUGGAAGCCAAGUGCAUGGGACACAGCACAUGCAAAUAUUAUUUCGAAUAUGUAUUGAAGAGCAAAGCCCAGAGUCUGCGAAAUCAAAACGAAAUAAAAUUUGAAGAGUGUGUUGAAUCUGAAAAAAAUGAAAUAAAAACAUCUACGACAUGUCUUUUGAGUAACUCCUUUUUCUUAGAGGAAAAUUAUAUUCAAUAUUUUUUUUUUAUUAAAAACAAAAAUGAAGAACCAAUCACGUGCAAGGAUGGAAACGUACAAGUAAAGAGUGCCCUUUUACACUCUCCCUUUUGUAAAAUUAAUUUAAAAGAUGUUACAGAAGUGUUGAAAAGGCAAUGCGAUAAUAAUAAGGAGUGUCUAAUCAACCCUUAUGUUUUACAAAAGGAUACCCUGAAUGAGAAGGACCAAUGCUACAUUAACAACUCGUACAUCUCGCUGAAUGUGGUUUGUACAAGGGAAGGGGAAGGGAUGUCUGAAGUGACCAUGGAGAAGGGAAAAGGUCGUGAUGAGAUGGGAGAAGGAAAUAAUGAUGCGGGUCGUGAUAAAAGUGAAAGUGGGGACAUGUUAAACGACAACGAUGAUGACGACGCGUUGAAUGAGGAGGAUGAACUCAGAGAAGUAAAUGAUGAAGUGAAUGGCAUAAUGCAGAGCGAUGAAACAUUUACAAACAAAAUAAAAAAAGCAAAGACAAUUCUUUUAUCGCAAAUGAACGAACAGGUAGGUAAGAAAAAUGCCAUUUUUAAAUUAUUAGGAGAGGAAAUUUCAAAAAUGCUUAUGAACAAAUAUGAACCAUCUGAUCUCAAGGAUCUGCUCGAGGACAGGUACAAUGAAAUGAAAAGAAGCUUAGACCAGGAUCUGUAUUACAUUUAUUUAUUAGAAACACUGAAUAUUAACAAAAUGGAUGAUGUCGAUAUAACAAGUCUUCAGGAUAAUCUUGCGAAUGUGUUGAAGGAACAAAUGGAACAACUUAAACAAGUGGAAAACAGUAUUAAUUGGUUAAGGAAGAAAUAUCUCUUCAUAUAUAAUGAAGCAAAGAGUAAAGACAUGAAAGACAUGUUCGAUACAAAUGUCGAUCCUGUGUUGACGUAUGAAGACUUUGCUCAUGGAAAUGGGUUAAUCUCGGCAGAUAUUUUUUUUAAGUACAAGCCAAAUAUUCAGGCACUCCAGUUUAACAAAGCCAACCCAAGUGAUACGGAAAAAGGGGUUGAAGAAGAAGAAGAAGAAAAAAAAAAAAAAAAAAAAGAGUACAAAGACUUAUUGGAGAUUGACACACUGGAUGAUUACAACAGGAAGAAUAGAAUCGUCGAUAUGAGAAAUGGCUUGGUAGAAAAUUUAAAAAAGCUGUAUUAUGAAAAAAAUGCUAUUUUUAACAAUUUAGCUAGCUGUAUCAAAUCCUACUGCUAUAAGAACCCACUGAACCUGAACAUGUUGAGCCAUGCGCUUAAGAGUAAUUUCGAACAUUUGAAGGAGGAGAAAAUUACCGACCCUGUGGAGGGUAUUGUCAAGUAUUUGGAUAAUGUGGGCGUGAAGAGGGACUCGCCCGCGGGUACUUCCCCCCAGGUAGAAGGAGCUGUUGGUGACGAAGCAGCUACCGACGGAGCGGCUGCGGAAGGGGACACUACCAACGAAGCGACUACCGAAGGGGCAAUUGCCGAGGUCACCCCUCUGUGGGAGAAGAACAAGCGCAUCCUGCAAAAGCUCCAUGCCUUGCUGCACCUGGGAUACCACCAGGCCUACGAAAAGGAACUUCAAAUCGACGAGAGGGUAGAAAAAUACACCGCGUUGAAUGAAAAGGCUAAGGAGUACAACCUAAGUCACCUCUUCAAUGAGAGCGACAAGGUGUUGAAGAAGGUCGCUCUCCUCACCAGCGCCAACGAGGAAGACGGGCAGGUCUUCGGACACCAGGCCUCCUCAUUCGAUGUAUACAAAGAGGAGGAUGCAGUAAGUGUGAAGAGUGGCGAGACCAGUAAGAAGGGCCACGUCACAAGUGACAAUGCCGCGGGGCAAUAUGCUCAUUCAAAGAUGAACAAAAAAGAAGAACAGGGAAAGGGGAGCAAUACUGAUGAAGAGGAAGAUGAUAUGAAUUACUCCGAUGAAGGAUACGAGAGCGACGAAGAGGACGCAAAUAAUAAGCUGGGCGAGACGGACAAGGGGGAGGAACAGAAGAUGGAAACAGAUGAACACACAGAUGGUGUACAUCCCGCAAGUAAGAAAGGUGGUGACAAGAAUGGAGCCCUCGACCAUGCGGGAAGAAAUGAUGAGGAUGGCGAAGAGGACGACGACGAGGAAGAAGCAGCUCAUAAAGCCGAUAAGGAUACUAACCCCCCUGGACAAGUGGCCAAGCCUGCCGAGGCGGAUCAGAAUGAUGUCCCGGUCAAAGGCGAAGAUAGCGACGGUGCAGCGAAAGCGGAGGAGCAACCCACAGGAGAAGCAGUGGUGAAAGGCAACUCGGAAGGAGCCAUAUCGGCCCUGGACACUGAACAGAAGGGUCAUGAUGGAGGAUCCUUGUUCCAGGGCCUGAGCAAACUCUUCCUAACCGUAUUGCCCAUCCUAUCGUUCGAGUUCCUCCUUUAA